Orcinus orca (killer whale) is the source of this 2926-nucleotide messenger RNA. It is a transcript of the gene TMEM17, whose product is annotated as transmembrane protein 17. The transcript has 4 exons. Lineage: Eukaryota; Metazoa; Chordata; Mammalia; Artiodactyla; Delphinidae. Gene Ontology annotation, cellular component: ciliary transition zone. Gene Ontology annotation, biological process: non-motile cilium assembly. Bases 1735 to 2223 code for a protein of 162 amino acids. The record is from RefSeq and is a predicted model, not a curated record.
AAGGCCAGAGCAUGGAGCUGCCAGAUCCGGUCCGCCAGAGGCUGGGAAACUUCAGCCGGACCGUGUUCAGUGACUCCAGCCGGACCGGGCCGGAGUAUAACGAGGGUCCGGGGGACACAGGUUCGAGCCCUGGUCCAGGAAGAUCCCACAUGCCACGGAGCAGCUAAGCCUGUGUGCCACAACUACUGAGCCUGCGCUCUAGAGCCCACAAGCCACAACUACUGAGCCUGUGUGCCACAGCUACUGAAGCCCACGCGCCUAGAGCGAGAGCUCUGCAACAAGAGAAGCCACCGCAAUCAGAAGUCUACACACCACAACCAAGAGUAGCCCCCGCUAGCCACAACUAGAGAAAGCCCAUGCACAGCAACGAAGACCCAACACAGCCAAAACUACAUAAAUAAAUUAAUUUUAAAAAAUAUUUAUUUUAGAGCCUUUGUAAAUUCUUUCAUUUAGAGCAGUGGAUUUCAAAAUAUAUAUCUGCUCUUAAAUUGUUGGAAUUUAGUCAAAUUGAGGAUGCAUUUGUAGGGCCCAAUUUAAAAAAUCAAAUUCUUAAUUUAGGACCCUUCUCCUUAUAUGAAAGCAAAAGGUACUAUGUAAUCAGCCUUAGAUAAAUGAAACUCAUGUAUCAUGAAUGGCUACACCGGUAAUGCCCUUAUAAUAGUAUGUUUUCAUUCAUUCAUUAAUGAAUUCAUUAAUUCAUUCUUUCUGCUUAUGCAUAUUUUGUAUUUUCCAUGUGUAAAGCAAGAUGCUAGGUUCUAUGAUGGCCUCAAAUUUGGGUAGAAUGUGGUCUGUGCUUACAAUGAGCCUGUGUAUAAGUAAAAGAGAAGGAAAAAGGACUCAUAUUUAUUGAGUGCCUACUAAGUGCCAGGCAUAGUGCUAGGGUGAAGUAAUUUAUAUUAUCUUUACUCUUCACAAGCAACCUGUGAGGUAAUUUUAUUGUUACUGUUUUACAGGUGAAUAAAUUAAGGCUCAAAGAGGUUAAAUAAUUUAUUCCAAGUCUGGCAUCUAGAGUUCUGAGGGAGUUUGGGGGGCUCCGGGUUUACUUGGACUCCAGAGCUCAUUGUCUCUUCAGUAACCAGAUUGUGUCUCAAGUGAGGGGAGUGUGGCUCUUUGCUAGCACUUCUUACACAUAGACUAGAGUGAUAAGUACCUAGAGGGGAAAGAGAUUUCUGCUGGAGUGGGGGAAUGGGAUCAAGAAAGGAUUUAUGGAAAAAGUGGCAUUGAAUUGGAUAUGAAUGAACAGGUAGGAUUAGGAUAUGCUGAAAAGGGGUGUCUGUUUAAUUAUAAUUUGGGGAGAUUAGAUUUUGCAUGAGAUUAGUUUAUAUGUGAGCGAUUAGUUGUUAUGUAUUUUAUGUGUUCAUUUCAUAGGCUCUUUACACAGAACUCUACAAAGGAGGUAAUGAUUAUUAUUGUUAUCUGUUCAAUAGGAUUCGUAUUGAUAUUCCACAUUUAAUUUAUACCAGUAGUAUGCAAAAAAGUCAGCAGACUGUAAUGGGAAAAUGAUAAAGUAAUUGAAAAAUAUGAAACAUACCCCCAAGUAGCCAACAUAGGAACUAAAUAGUAUUAUGAUGACUAUUUCCUUUCACUGUCAAUGAUUAUAAAUAGGCUUAAAAUUUGGAGUUUCGUUAAGCUGCUGCUAUGGUUAUUAAGUCUAAGGAACUAAAGGACGUAUAGGGCAGAGACCAGGGUUAAGAGUUUGUUCCUUUUCUCUCUCUUUCUUCCGUAGAUAAUGAAAUGGUUUCCAGUUUGGCAUUGCAGAUGUCACUUUAUUUUAACACUUAUUUUUUCCCACUUUGGUGGGUGAGCAGCAUUACGAUGCUUCAGAUGAAGUAUUCAAUCUUGCCUGAUUACUACAAAUUCAUUGUGGUCACCGUUAUCAUCCUAAUAACCUUAAUUGAAGCUAUCAGGUUGUAUCUGGGCUACAUGGGGAACCUGCAGGAGAAGGUUCCUGAGCUGGCUGGCUUUUGGCUUUUGAGCCUUCUAUUGCAGUUGCCUUUAAUUCUAUUCUUGCUCUUUAAUGAAGGCCUAACGAAUCUGCCCUUGGAAAAAGCAGUACAUAUCAUCUUCACUAUAUUCCUUACUUUCCAAGUUGUUUCAGCAUUUCUUACCCUAAGGAAAAUGGUAAAUCAGUUGGCAACUCGUUUCCACCUCCAAGACUUUGACCGGCUCUCUGUGAGCAGAGGAGACAUGAGAAGAGUGAGAUCCUGUAUAGAAGAGAUUUGACCCAGUGCUGUUGAGUGAAAAUCUGAAAGAUCAUUCUAGAAAACUGCAGGAAUUAGGAAAACACGAGAGGGCUAGCACGAGAAAAAGGAUAAAGCAAGUGUUUUGAACUGUAUGCUCUCUGGCUCUGAAAUUCCAAGGUUGGGGGCAAUGAUAAGACUAUUUGCACAUCACAUGAAAGCAGUAAAUCAACCCUAAAGCCUACGUGUUGUCUACCUGAUGUCAAAUAUCUGAAAUUUUUUGUUGUUGUUGACUUUUUCAGGUGUGUAAAAACCUGUAUUGGUGGCAUUACAUCUUUACUGUAAUAUUUCUAGUUAGUGCCUAUAACUAGAAAUGUGUAUAUUUCUUUUAACCUUGUUGGCUAUCUAUGUGUUGGCAGUAUGUCUGAAGCACGUGGAAAUGCUUGUCAGUAUUCCGAUGUAUUAGACUACAUUUGUAAACUAAGACACCAAAUUUUCAUGUCUGCUAGGGUCUUAGCUGUUAUGCUGAGGUUAAGAAGAAAACAGGUGGAUUAUCAUGCUAUUUAAGAAAUGUUUUUAUUCUAAAAUUGUUACUUUCAUAAAACCGUGUUCAGGGACUUCCCUGGCAGUUUGGUGGUUAAGACUUCACCUUCCAGUGCAGGGGAUGCAGGUUUGAUCCCUGGUCGGGGAGCUAAGAUCCCACAUGCCUCACGGCCAAAAAACCAAAACAUGAAACAGAAGCAAUA